GUGUUAUGUGCCGCAGUAAACGCGUGUGUGUGUCUAUAUGUAUAUGUGACCUGUAAUUGUGGAGCACCUCGAGAGUGGGGCACCAGCCACAUAAAAUCCAUCUCUCCAGUGAGACUUGUGUUUAUAGUGUGAACGCAGAGACAGCAGUACCUUUAUAAAAAUGCAAUCUCUGACUUGGUGUUUGGUAUUGGCGGGAUGCCUUGCUUUUGCACAGGCUCAUACGUAUCACAUGGGUGCUUGUCCUAUUGUGGAGCCUAUGCAGGGUUUCCAGAUGAGUAGAUUCCUAGGCCUGUGGUAUGUUGUCCAGAAAACGUCGACGGGUAGUAAGUGCAUCACUUACAAUUACACGCGAGGAGAGGAACCGGGCGAAUACGUGAUAACGCAGGAUUCGAAUCAUCUGAUCUUAGGUCUUACGCCAUUGAAGCACGAGUAUCAUUAUACUGGCCAGCUGACUGUACCCGAACCAAGUACUCCGGGACGUAUGGAAGUCCGUUUCCCUCUUAAUGUAGCCGGAAGCGCAUCCCAUGUAGUAUUCAUGACGGAUUACGAUACUUACGCCGGCAUUUUCACAUGCCAGAAGUUGGCGUUCGCCCAUCGACAGAGCGCGACAAUCCUCUCGAGGACCAAGACGCUGGAUCAACAGCAGGUGGACAGGAUACGUCAGCGACUUAGCCAGUACGGUGUUGAUCCGUACGAUUUGAGUAUCAUCUCACAGUCCGACUGUCCGCAAGGCAACAAUUCUCUAGAUAUCAACGUCGACCCUAACACCUUUACUUCCGAGAGCUUCGGUAACGCGGUACGCAAAGCAGGCGAGAAAAUCGGCGACGGCGUCCAGUGGAUCGCUCAGACCGGAAGCAACGUCUAUCAUAAAAUAGCCGGAACUGAAGAGAGUCACACAUCGUCAACGACGGAACGGAGCAACCGUGUCACAGCAAAGAGCAACGGUGAAAGAUUGGAGACCAACGAGGUGGAGUGGAUUCCCUAAAAAUCCCAGCGAACUCAUCGUUUUCGUUGCGUUAUUCACGAUCUCGAUGCGAUAUUUAUAUUACCCGUUUGAUGGAUCUAUUAGGACCUAUUAAGAGUGAUUUAUUAAGAUUUAUCAUUUUAAUGCAUGCUUAAUUUUCUACCAUUUUUAUUACUUGACGGCGUAUGACGUAAUUUGAACGUAAAUAAAAUUGCGACUAAAAUUAAAGGAAUGAGAGUACUGAUUGACUGAUUAAUCUACAUGACAAUUAAAAAUAAUGUCGCGAUAAUUUAUAAUGUGUAUGUUAAAUCUUAAUGUUCAAUAAAAUUUUAAAAUAAAAACAUAUAACGCAUA
Messenger RNA from Monomorium pharaonis (pharaoh ant), 1318 nucleotides. RefSeq names its product apolipoprotein D. The record is from RefSeq and is a predicted model, not a curated record. The coding region runs from base 161 to 985 and encodes 274 amino acids. The transcript is spliced from 5 exons. NCBI's taxonomy places the organism in Eukaryota, Metazoa, Arthropoda, Insecta, Hymenoptera, Formicidae. Gene Ontology annotation, molecular function: pigment binding.